Rhipicephalus microplus (southern cattle tick) is the source of this 5217-nucleotide messenger RNA. RefSeq names its product hedgehog signaling protein (gene hh). The record is from RefSeq and is a predicted model, not a curated record. Gene Ontology annotation, molecular function: patched binding; calcium ion binding. Lineage: Eukaryota; Metazoa; Arthropoda; Arachnida; Ixodida; Ixodidae. Gene Ontology annotation, biological process: protein autoprocessing; multicellular organism development; smoothened signaling pathway.
CGUGCGACGAUGGUGCUCCUCCGCAGGCGGCCCUGAGGAUGCGCCACGACCCCCCCGGCACGGUCCGGUGCUCCGCGCUGCUGCUGCUGCUGCUGCUGCUGCCGUGCGCGGUGCGAGGCUGCUCUCCCGGGCCCGGCGGCGGCCGCCGGCGCAGUCCGCGCAAGCUGACGCCGCUGGUGUUCAAGCAGCACGUGCCCAACGUACCCGAGAACAUGCUCGCGGCUAGCGGACUUCCCGAAGGACGCGUGGAUCGCGGCCACAAACGGUUCAGGGACCUCGUGCCCAAUUACAAUGCGGAUAUUGUCUUCAAGGACGAAGAAGGAACUGGAGCCGACAGGCUCAUGACGCAGAGAUGCAAGAGCAAGCUCAACACACUGGCCGUGUCCGUGAUGAACCAGUGGCCAGGUGUGCGGUUGCGAGUAACAGAGGGCUGGGAUGAAGAAGGCCACCACGCACCCCACUCUUUACACUACGAAGGGCGCGCCGUGGACGUGACAACCAGUGACCGCGAGCGCUCCAAGUAUGGCAUGCUAGCGCGCCUGGCCGUGGAGGCAGGCUUCGACUGGGUCUACUAUGAGUCGCGCACCCACAUACAUCUUUCUGUGAAGUCAGAGUCUUAUGGGUCAGCGCGCACUGGAGGCUGCUUCCACGGCGACAGCCUUGUGCAGACGACGGCGGGAACCAAGCGACUGGCCGAUGUGCUGCUGGGCGAACACAUUCUGGCGCUGGGUGCCGAUGGCCGGACGCCGGUGUAUAGCGAAGUGAUCGCCUUCUUGGACCGGCAGCCCGAUGCUGAGCGCGUGUUUUAUUCUAUCGUCACCGAAUGCGGACUCCACCUAACGCUAACACCAGGCCACCUGGUCUACUACGCGGAUGCCGGCCGGGACGUGUUGCCGACGUUUGCAGCGCGCAUCAGACCCGGCGGUUUCGUGCUUGGCCAAGAGAAUAGCACACAACUCCCAACAAGGACUAUGCGGACUCUGCGUGUGCGAGACGUGCGCGCUGUGUGGUUAUCGGGUGUAUAUGCACCGCUUACAAGAGAGGGAACUGUGAUAGUGGAUGGUGUGGCAGCAUCCUGCUACGCGGGUGUGCAAAACCAGGCGCUGGCGCACUGGGCUUUCGCACCGCUACGCUUGUGGCGCAGCCUCGUGGCAUCCUCAGAACCUGCAGCGUGCAGCUGUGAGGGAGUGCACUGGUACGCGGACGUCCUGUAUCGACUCUUCUACCGACUGCUGCCGAGUGCCUACCUCUUGGAGUGAAGCACCGUGUUAACUUAUUUCCGUGACAGGCCUUGUACUUUGCGCUCGGCGAGUGCGGCGUCAUUCCGCGACUUCGGAAGUGUGUCUUUUGACUGUGCCUCUUGCCCGCACCGCAUUACUAAGGGUUGCAGAAGACGUCAACCUUUCCAUUAUACGAAUGCAUUUUCAUUAGCAUAAUGUUUUGAAAGUGUAGAGAUGUUCGAGGGUCCCAUCGCGUCGGGGGAGACCUCCGAAAAGAGGUCGCAACGAUGAAUGCAUCGGAAGGACCGACAACAAGCUGGACUCCGUAGGAAUUGCCGUAACGGAAAUUUUCCCCCCUUAUUUGAAUAUGACUUAGGAAUUGCAUACAAAAGCACAAAAACUAUUUUUUGUGGCUCAGAACUGCGUGCAUUGGCGUUGUUGUACUACGUAGACUGUGGAGGUUACGCCGAUUUGCUCCUAUAAGGAGCCGGUACAUCAUACCAGCUUGAUUCUGCUUUAUCAGAAGCUUGCUAAGGUUGAGGUUUAGGCUUGUUUGUUCAUGCCUAAAAUAGAAAAUAUGCAGCACAAUAUUCAGGCAGGACGCACAAGAAGGCACGACGAAAGUGCGGACUGCCAAUUUAUAUUAGUGUACAUUUACAUUAACAAAAAAUAAAAAAAAUAUUGACAUGAUUUGGUGCCCCUAUUUCUUCGAUAUACGUCACCACUGGGCCUCACAAAGGCAUGCUAUACAUAUCACAUACGGUUGAAAAAAUGAAUAUCUUCUUGUGAGAAAUAGCAUGCUCCCACAGGCUUGACACGCUCAAUUUCUGCUCGUUUAGGUAUUUUUUGUUCUUGUUAUUUUUGUUGCUAUUUGCUACAAUUAUUUUGUAAAACAUUGGCUUCCAGCCAGAAUUUCUUCAAUGGAAGCCUCGAUGGCCUAUGAUUGCUCUAUUUACGUUGUUUUGAUGUUCCUUUAGUCACUCAUUGUUUUCCUAUCUAUUUUAUGUUAUGCCUUAACCGGUAACUGCAAGGUAUCGCAGUUUUUUUAUUUUUCUCUUCUGUUUGCUUCCAUUUCCCUCCAGUCACGCCUUAUGUUAGCCUUUAUCUUUUCAAGAAAUGAUUUUGCUACCGAUGAGUUCAAUGCUCUGCAUCCUGAAAGGCUGCGUUUCGUCAAGUGAAAACAUGAUUUGGUGAACUAUUUCGUGAAGCACACUUCCCUUCAGUCGAUUUGUUAUAAGCUACAAAUGUUUAUAGUCAAAUUAAAAAAGCACCGCGUGGCUCGUGUCGCACAGAAAACUCGAUCUUUAGAAAAAGAAGGUUUUAGAUAUAAAACAUUAAUAUAAAUUUCUACCAACAACUGGAAAUUUAGUACAAGUGGUUUUAAACCUAUUGUACUAACUUUAAAGUCUGUGUGGACCGAAUAAAAGCUUGUAAAAGAAUCCAUUGCAGUGACGUGCUUCACGAAUGCCUUAAGCGGAUCAUAAGCUUAUUUCACGACAGACAUUUUUAACAAAAAGAUAGACCGUCUUCAGGUGCCACGGUAUUCGAAGAAUGCACUGGCAUUCAUUGCGGGAUAAGUUCUUGAAAAGAUAAACGUUGUUGAAAGAGAUAGGCAUAAGGAAAGUGAUCCAAACAAGAGAGAAAAAAACCUGUGAUUCCUUGCAUUCGCCUGUUAACCUUUAAACUAGAGAAAAAGAAAGGAAAGCAUUCCUGUGUAGGAGUCGUAUUGAAUGUGCAUAUAAAAUUAUGCACAAUGUGUCUCAAUGUAAACGAAAAAGGAAUGUAGCCAAAUUUGUGUUCUAUAAACUGGUUUUUGAACUGCUUUAAAGGUGUUACACGUUCGAUCCUAUUGUCCUGUAAAUGAGAUAUAUAAGGAAAGAGGAAGAUGUCCUAAUAAGCCACAGAAAGAGCAAUGAAUCGACGUACAUGGAGCAAAGAGUGGCCACCCAGGCUUUCAUUGCAGGGAUUGUGUUUGCAAGCCAAUCUUUUCCGAAGUAAUAGUAAUGGCAAGAAACAAAAAACACUACGACUAGAGAGAUAUUGACGCAGUAUAAUUAGAACGUAUCGUGACUAACCUUGUGAGCGUGCCACCUCUAACCCUUUCACAAAAAGAAAGUUUAUUGCUUCUCGGCCUUUUGCGAAGAUCACAGGGUUUUAAUUUUCAUCAAAGUGUUGUUCUUAGUUUGAAAUCCAACUGUUUAGUCUAUGUUACCUGCUUUUAUCAUAUACAGAUCUAUCGCUGUUCUAGUUUAGUUCGAUUCAUGUUUAGAUGCUAUUGGGAUGCAAGAUAUCAAGCUUAUUUUUGUGAAGGAGCGGAUGCUUCAACUUUGCCCCGGAUUGACCCAGUGUAGCACAAAAAUUAUUUUUUUAACCGUGUGUGAUAUGUAUAGCACUUGUUUGUGGCCGUCAGAGGUGCUUUAUGUCGACGAGAGAUAGUGACACCAAAAAAUGUUUUGUACGUCUAGGUAUAAUGUGCCCACAUGUUGAAAAGUUAAAUCAGUCAAGAGUGAGCAUUCUUUUUGUUGUGUGUACUUUCAGAAUAUUGCACUGCUGUUUUUCUGUAGAAGAGGUUAAUUAUUAUUCUUCUAACUGACACAAGAGACGAGGACGAGCGUCCUCGUCUUUUGUGUUAGUGUGCGGAAGUUUUUGCCCUGAGAAGAUUAAUAAUGGAUUACCAAUUAGCGCAAUCCUACACUUUACGAAAGAGGUUGGCACUGAAAAGAGGAAAUCAAAAACUCAUGCCGAGUGAUAGCGUGGACGCGUCUUCCACUACUGCUGAUGUGGAUUUGCAGCAAAUCACAGAACUUCAGUGACCUAUGUUUCACAAACUCAAGCAUCGCAUCUUCCUCGGCCUAUAACCGUACGAGAUCAUUGGCUUUGGGGAUUUAUUGAUUGAUAUGUGAGGUUUAACGUCCCAAAACCACCAUGUGAUUACAAGAGAUGCCGUAAUAGAGUACUACUCCUCAAACUUCGACCACCUGGCGUUCUUUAAAAUGCACCUAAAUCUGAGCACAUGGGCCUACAGCAUUUUCGCCUCCAUCAUGAAUGCAACCGCCACAGCCAGGAUUUGAUAUGUUGACCUGCGUGUCAGCAGCCGAGCACCUUAGCCAUUAGAAUCCCCAUGGUGGGACAUCGGCUCAGGAGAAUUCCGGUACAAAGGUUUUUCGGCGUUUUUCACGCUACCCUUCCAUAAUUGGACACCCUGAUCGAAAAUAUCUCUACUCAACUAAUGAAAACAUAAUCCAUGAAGGUUAGUGUGUCAGUCUCUUUGUCAAAAUCAUGGCAACCUCAAAUGCCUUGUCACCCCAGCAGUUAUCUUUCUUACCAGAUGAACCUGAAACAGAAAGAACACUUUUGGGAAAAAAUAUCCUUUUGUAGUGUGCAGGGAACAUUUCAGAAAGAAGAGAGAAAGAAGCCACUCUUUUUCAGAAAGUAUAUCUUUACUUUUCUUAUUAAUUUACUAAAUAUUACAAAAGUGAGUAAAUUAACAAUAAAAGAAAUACUUGGAAAGACAGGCAGGCCUCAGCCUCCAACUACUAAUAUACUACGAAAUGUACCUCUACUCCAGAAUUACACGGUGCUUAAAACGCCCAUGCUCAGCUUUUGAUUGGUGUUAUGGACAGAAUUCAGAGAGAGAGAAUUAAGUUGAUCAAAAGGCAGGCAGGUUUACCAGAGUUGUUCUCCAGUAUGUCUGUUUCUACAAUAACCUUCUUCUGAGAACAUGCAGCUAACACCAAGAGACAUGUAUUGAUUCAUCAUAAGUUAUUAGCGGAUACUGUUAUGAUUGAAAAAUGUUGGAAAGUGAACGAUAUUUGCUUUUUGUCUGUUCUAGUCAUUCGCAGAUGCAGAAUACCAUGUACAUUUAACACUUUCUUUUGCGCCACAUUGUGCUCCAUAGCUCUUGCCUGAUACUCAGCAGUACCCUUUGGAAGAGUCACUGUUGGGACACCUCGAUCUGUCAAAGCAUCUUGUCUAGCAAUAAAGUUCUACUAUUUGA